This is a messenger RNA of Pseudophryne corroboree (corroboree frog), 1105 nucleotides long. Its product is annotated as odorant receptor 131-2-like. Lineage: Eukaryota; Metazoa; Chordata; Amphibia; Anura; Myobatrachidae. Gene Ontology annotation, cellular component: membrane. Gene Ontology annotation, biological process: detection of chemical stimulus involved in sensory perception of smell; G protein-coupled receptor signaling pathway. The coding region runs from base 32 to 970 and encodes 312 amino acids. The record is from RefSeq and is a predicted model, not a curated record. The transcript has a single exon. Gene Ontology annotation, molecular function: odorant binding; olfactory receptor activity; G protein-coupled receptor activity.
AAACUAUAAUUGAUCUGCAGCGUGUUCAGUCAUGGUGAAUUCUACGGUGAUGAACACUGCAAUGAAGGCUGCUCUUCUGCACUCAGACCCACUGUACUUGGUCCUGAUAUCCCUGAUGCUGAGCUGCUUCUGUCUUUUCAUUUUCUUCAUGGCGAUAAUCCUAUGGGCCUUCUUCUCCACCUCACACAUGGAAGAGGAACCUCGCUACAUCCUAUUUGUCCACAUGCUCAUCAAUGACGCAGUGUAUCUCGUACUAGGGCUCUUCGUCUUCUUUGUGACAGCGUAUGUCAUUUACUUCCCUGUUCCCGUGUGCUAUAUUCUGGUCAUGGUGACCUCUACUAGUUUCAAGGUCACCCCAUACACCCUGGCGGUCAUGUGCCUGGAGCGGUACGUUGCCAUCUGUUUCCCGCUCAGGCACGCGGAGGUUUGCACCAGACAGAAGUCGUAUUUGGCCAUUGCGAUGAUUUGGAUAAUCGGGUUGAUACCUAAUGUUGCGGAUUUCAUUAUUUUGUGCUCUUCGGUGAAACAGGACUUCUUUUAUCAUUACUGUCUCUGUGUAAGAUCCGAAUUUGUCCUCACUGAAGCACAGAACACUAUAAGGUCUCUCGUCCAUGCCACAACGUUUUCCCUGGUGGGGCUGAUCAUCGUCUUCACCUAUAUCAAGAUCAUGCUGGUGGCUGUGAAGCUGGACUCAGGGAAGGCUUCUGCCUCCAAGGCUGGGAGAACCGUCAUAAUGCAUGCGUGUCAGCUCCUGUUAUGUAUGACCGCCUUCACCUACACCCUGACGGAAGCGUACCUCCGCAAAUACCUUUACAUGUUGCCUGUAAUCAACUUCUUCUUCUUCAUGUGUCUCCCACGCUUCAUUAGUCCCUUGAUUUAUGGAAUAAGAGAUGAAGUGUUUAGUAAAUACUUAAAGCGGUUUGUACUGUGUAAGCCCGUUAGGACAGCCCCUAAUUCAGUGACAUCGUGACACCCGCCAGAGACUCCUCACCCACUUUUAUCAUGAAUAUGGAAGAUGAGUAAUAAUGAUAACUAUGUAUUCUGAUUGGCCCAGUCUAAGAAGCGGCUCGCACAUUAUGUCCGUUUUAUAUUUUAGGGUAAAUUA